AUGGGAACUAGGAUUAUUAACUGGAAAAUUAUAGGUCUAAAUGCUUAUGAUAAGAAAGUUGUAGUGAGGGAUUUGAUAUCACUUCACAGGUGCUUUAUUUGUACCAUUCAGGAAACUAAAAUAGCGGCAACGUAUUCGUGGUUUGUAAGGCAACUUUGGUAUGACUCUGACUUGGGAUUUGAAGUUCUUCCUUAUCAAGGUAGUGCUGGUAAUAGUGGUGGACUUCUCACUAUUUGGGAUAAUUCUUAUUUGGAGAUGUUGGAUAAAAGAAUGGGUGUUAAUUCUAUCUCUUGCUUAUUUAGAUACAGAAAUAAUGUUUUUAAAUUUAUUCCGACUAAUGCAUACUCUCCAUGUGAUUUCAACUUGAGGGAAACAUUUCGGGCGGAUGUGGCAGAGAUUAGGAAUUGGUUAAAUGAACCUCGGUGUUUUGUAGGUGACUUAAACUCAGUUAGAAGUGAUGCCGAGAGGAACAAGAAGGAAAUGAUAGAUUUAACCUUACAUGGUGGAGCUUUUACAUGGAGAAACAAACAUGAUGAUCCAUUAUUAUGCAGGUUGGACAGAUUUCUUGUUUGCACUGCUUUUGAUGCAAAGUUCAGUAAUGCAACACAAACAACUUUGGUGAGAACUAUCUCCGAUCACAAUGCUCUUCUUUUGGAGACGAAACUGCAUAAUCUGAAAUUCUUCAUCAAAAGUUGGAGUAGACUCACUUUUGGAAAUGUAAGGAAAGAGGAGGAGGACCUAGUCGAAAAGAUUAAAACUUUAAAUAUUGCAGAAGAGAGUGCAGCUUUAAAUCCAAGUCAGAUUGAAGAAAGAGCAAGUUUGAUGCUCAAGUUGAAUAGUGUUAAAGUUACAAGAGCAAGAAUGGCUUACAAAAGGGCUAAGGUUAAGGGUUUUAAAGAAUGA
Papaver somniferum (opium poppy) is the source of this 903-nucleotide messenger RNA. RefSeq lists its product as uncharacterized. The transcript has 3 exons. Bases 1 to 903 code for a protein of 300 amino acids. Gene Ontology annotation, molecular function: catalytic activity. NCBI's taxonomy places the organism in Eukaryota, Viridiplantae, Streptophyta, Magnoliopsida, Ranunculales, Papaveraceae. The record is from RefSeq and is a predicted model, not a curated record.